UUAAUGAGACUCAAUGAAACUGUUAACAAACGUGAAUGGGUGUUCUGGUGUUCAAUUAAUAAUUGAUAAAUAUUGAAUUAAUAUAUAUUGGGUUGGUGAUUAUUGAUAUGUGUUCUGGGAACUAAAAACGUCAGCAGUAGAAUUGUAAAAUUAUAAUUCAUUCGAACGGAAUGACUAUACGUCUUCAAGAAGUGGUGAGAUCGGAAGUGGAAGGUGGUUUAGCAGGACCAGCCAAUCCGAUACCAAGCCAAUCGAUCGAUUGUGGUUGUGCACAAUUACGAUGUCCGAAAUUAGCAAAAUAUGCAACUCGACGGCUCUUCGUUGGAUUGUUAUCAUGGGUCGGUUUGAUUCAAGCAGCCGCGUAUGCUUACUUAUACGUGGUAGGGCACACAAUCGCAAGGAGAUUCCAAUUUGACCCUUAUGUAAUGGAAUGGGUGCUCUUAAUAUCAGAUUUGAUACCCUUUUUUCUUGGGUUAUUGAUUGCCUAUUGGGGUAAUAGAAUCCAUAGAGCUAGUUGGAUCGGUGCUAUAGUUCUUCUACAAAGCGUUUCAUAUUUUAGUUUAAUAAUUCCUCACUUAACACAUCAAACGAGGAUUAUUGAAGAUACCGAGAACGUCACACAUAUGGCGCUGUAUUCAGAUGAUCAUCGAGAAUUAUGUUCAGAAGUUACAGCUAGUAUCAUCGCUGAAGGGGACUCACCAUGUUAUUUCACCUUUGGUGUACUCAUUGCUGUGCAGAUUAUAACUGGAGUGUCUAAUAUUGCAUAUUUCGCAUUAGGUCUAUCUUACUUAGACGAUAAUACAAAAACGAAACACGUGGCUGCCUUCAUCGGUGUCGUGAUCGGUGUGAAAAUUCUUGGUAUUUUGUUGGGCUACAUCCUGGCAUGGGGUUGCCUUAGAAUUGAUGCGGUGACCUUGACCCCAGUAGAGUCCUACAGGGAACAAAUUGGUGCAUGGUGGCUAGGACUACCAAUCCUCACACUGUUACUUAUAGUUCCUGGCUUACUACUUUCAUGGUUCCCACGUAUGCUGCCAUCCCAGGUCGUCGAACGAGCUGCAGCAUCCUUAUUGAGCAGUUCAGAUAGAUACAUUUCAGCACCUCGAAGAUUAAUUAGUCAAAAAGUAGGCAGCCCUAAUUUUUGGCCUUCAGUGGGUAGAUUGUUCGUUAAUAAAACAUUAAUAUGCCACGUUCUGGCUUGUACUCUGUACCUUAUGGCUACCGUGAAUUUUAUGGCCUAUGAGAAUCUUAUCGCCGAAUCAAGGUUCCAUGUACCAAAACCAACUGGAACGUUACUGGGUUUCGAUGAUCCAAUGCCAUCCAGAAUAGUGUCAAAUAUGUUAAAGCCUAUUCUAAUCGGCUUAAUCAUCAUCACCUCAGGUUUGGUAAUAGCGAAAGCGAAACCCAACGCCAGAAGUAUCAUAGGAUACAAUAUCAUUAUUAUAUUUUUAUCUGCCGGAAUUAUAUUCGCACUAUCAGCCACUUCUUGCAUGAAGAAACCUAUCGUUGGUACUGAUAGUAAAGGCUCGUUGCAACUGCUUAGAUAUUGCAACAAAGAUUGCCGUUGUUCGGCUGACGCUGAUUUCCGUCCUGUGUGCGACAUCAAAGGGAUGUACACAUUCUAUAGCCCUUGCCAUGCCGGAUGCACCUCCUCUGAUUACAAAAACGGGAUAACAAUGUAUGAUGGUUGUAGAUGCGUGCAAGCAAUGCCUGGUUCGAAUAGUAUGGAAGCCAUUGAUGGACCUUGUGGUUUGAAUGGUUGCCAAGUUAGUUGGUUAAGCUUUGAGUUUGGCACUUUACUAGUGUACAUACUGAUUGCUUCGACAUUUGUGGGUGACUUUUUGAUACUCUUAAGAUCAGCCCACACACAAGACAAAGCGAUCAGCGUGGGCUUCUGGUUGAUGUGGUCAGCAUUAAUUGUGAACGUACCUGGAAAAAUUCUAUACGAAGUAAUUGCCAAUUUGACGUGUCAGUAUUGGGGCACUCGAAGGACCACGUGCCGUCUUCAUGACAGUUCCAAACUCGGCGAUUUCCUGUGUUAUGUCACCGGCUCUCUGUUGGUCCUAAGUGUUUUGUUGAAAAUGCUGUUAUGGAUCUUUUCUGAAGAUCUCAAACUCUACGUUCAAAAGGAGGAAGCAACUGCAGGGGCUGAGAUGCAGGAAUUAAUUCAAAAUACUGCUGCUACGUCUAGACAAAAAACAGAACAGCCUAACACUGAAAAUGAUAACGAAACCACAGUUCAGGUGGAACCGAGGAGAGAAUCAACACCCCCAAUAACCAACAUUUCUCAAGAAGAUUCGGAACGUCAAGAAGCUGAAAAGGCACCUUUGAAAUACGGUCCUCUUGGUCCUGGCGAUCGUCGAACCGAUUCAAAAUCCUCUCUCAAUCAAAUAUCGCAGACUCCUAGAUCAACAAUGCGAUACCUGGACUCCGAGGACGAUUUGAGUUCCAGUGACGAUGACAGAAAAGACCCUAGUCCCAAGGUAGCAUACAAACCACUGGACCUCGAUUCCGACGUAGAAAGUGAUUUGGUAAACGUACCACCGAGAUCACGAAAACGUAUCUCAAGCAAAGAGUACGAUAGCUCUUCACCUUCGAAACGCGAAUUUCCAAACCCGGAUAACUAUGAUGAUCCAAGGUUAACGAGACAAAUGAGAUACAAUAAUGCAGAUGGUUCUUCAGAAACCAGCAGCUUUGAGUACUCUAAACAGAGACAUGAAAAUGAGAUACAAACGAAGGGAGACUUCAAUGAAGUUGGUAUACCCAUAGUGGAUUCCAUUCCUUCGGGAGCUCCCAGGUCUGAUUCACGUUUCAUGAAAGAUGUGAAAUCGUUAAUUAAUAAAUAUGAAUUGAAUGCAGAGCAGCAAGCUAGCGGAGAUCAAGGGUCGGUUAAAUCUGGUGGAAGUGUUAGAUCAGAGGGUAAAAUUGUUUCAGGAAUACCAUUGGUAGCUAUGGCGUCGAAGAAACCUUCUUCAAGGAACCCGUCUUCUUCAGGGUUCAGUAGUAUUGAUAAUAAUAGGUCGGAGUCGCGCGAAAGCAACAGUCCAAAAACGUCCAGCAAAGGCAGUGUAGGUACCCUCCAUACAGACUUUUAAUGUUCAUUACACUGUUUUGAGGGAAAUCAUUGUAUCGAAGUAAGUUUAUAGAAAUAUCUUAUUUAUUUUUGUGAAGACAUCUCGUUGUUGAAUAUUGCAUUUAUAAUAACAGUUUGAUGUACAGGAAAAUUUAUUAGGAACAUAGCUAGAUUAGAGAUAUUUCCGAACGAUGGGAGAUAAGAGUUAAGAACAGUUUCACGGUAUCAGCAGUUACGUUAGCCUUGUGUUUGAUGUAGAUAGAAAAGUUAUUGGAGAUUGUGCGAGAAUUCUCAUCGAAUCUUUUGAUUGUGCUAAAAAUACACUUCUUUGUUUUUUGUAUUGUAAUUAUGAGAAUUUUUUAUUCGAAAUUGUAAUUUAGAACAUUCCUGGGGGUUAUUAAUUAAUUAAAUUAAUUCUUGCAGAAAAUAAUGAAAUUAUUUUGGACUCGUAUGAAAUUGCCAGAUAUCUCCAAAUUUUUCUGAUAUAUUCUGUAAAUACGAAAAGAAUUAGAAUCCUGUAAGAAAAGUGCAUGAUAAAAAAAUUUUAAAUUGUUAUUGUAAUGUGUAAAUCAUAAGAAAUAUGUUACUGAUAUUUAUUUCAUAUUUUGUUAAGAUCAUUUACCAGUAAGUAGAAAAGAUUUAUAUAACAUGUUUCGAAAAACUUAAAAAGUCUCAUAACUACAGAUUCUUUAUUCCAAAACGAAUCGAAAAGUCCUGUGCCAUUUUACGAUUAAAGGCUCUGUUUCUAAGAUAUAAGCGAUUAAAGAUUGAAUGUUUGCGAAUGCGCGGGUACCGUUUAAAUUGCGUCGUUACACGUGACUUCCUGUGCGCGCCCAAUUUAAACUUAGAAACAAAACCCCGGAUCGAAAAACGGUAAAGGGCUUCUUAACUCGUCUUGAUCUCAAAAAUCUAUACUUUGUAUAUUGAACAUUUUGGAGACACUUUGUGUUCCUGUACAAGAAAUAGAACAGAAAAUCUGUUACAAAUUGUGAUUAUAAAUUUUUGCAGAAUCCGUAUGCUUAAAGCAAUAAAGCUUAUUAUUACGUAACAUAGAUUUUGUGGAAAAAAAAAAUGUAUUUUAUACGUAUUUUAAUUACAUAUUCAUGACUGUAUUAAAGUAACACUGCCAUCACAUAUAUUGCAAAAUAAUUUUAUCAAAU
Molecule: messenger RNA, 4230 nt
Organism: Osmia lignaria (orchard mason bee)
Lineage: Eukaryota; Metazoa; Arthropoda; Insecta; Hymenoptera; Megachilidae
Product: solute carrier organic anion transporter family member 2B1
Biological process (GO): sodium-independent organic anion transport; transmembrane transport
Cellular component (GO): basolateral plasma membrane
Molecular function (GO): protein binding
Source: RefSeq, a predicted model, not a curated record